Messenger RNA from Exophiala oligosperma, 1767 nucleotides. RefSeq lists its product as uncharacterized. The record is from RefSeq and is a predicted model, not a curated record. Gene Ontology annotation, cellular component: DASH complex; mitotic spindle. Lineage: Eukaryota; Fungi; Ascomycota; Eurotiomycetes; Chaetothyriales; Herpotrichiellaceae. The transcript has 2 exons. Gene Ontology annotation, biological process: mitotic cell cycle. Bases 36 to 818 code for a protein of 260 amino acids.
GUUUGGGUCACAAUUGCGGCCAUUGUUGGCAUUAUAUGAGUGUUUCAACCACAGCGUUAACCAACCCUAGCCGUCAACCCUGUACCAGAACUUUCUUUCGCUUUCCUGAUAUGGACACCGAAGACUCUCUAUUAAGGAGUGACGACGUGGACCCAAGUCUUUGGGAUUCUCCCGAGAAGCCUGGCAGCGAGCAACAAGAACCCCCCAAAAGCACCUCCAAGAAUGCAAAGUCGACACGGCCAACAUAUCAAGAACAGGAAGAACGAGAAGAUGGACUGCGUAGGGAGUUGGAGAGUGUACGACAGGUCAACGAGACCAUUGAAGGGUUGAUCCAGAGUCUGGGGAAAGCAAAGGAAAACAUGCAGACCGUCAACAAUACCGUCGGUGCUGCAUCAACACUUUUAAAUACAUGGACUCGGAUAUUAUCUCAGACAGAACACAACCAGCGCUUGAUUCUGGAUCCGUCAUGGCGCGGCGCAAGUCAAGACAUCGCAGAUAUCGAGGAAGAAGCCCUAGAAAAGCAGCGUGCCGCUGAGCGAAGGGAAGCCGAAGAGCAAGAAAGGAAACAAGCCGCCGCUAAACGCGCCGCCGAGGAAGAGAAGAGGAAAGCUGAUCUGGCCGCAAAACAAGCGAGGCCUACAUCAGGUCGUGGUAGCAGGAUCGGUGUCGGAGGCAGAGUACCCAGCGCGUCCUCUACUUCAUACGUACAGAUGGGAGGCUCAAGCAGCGGUGUCAAGCGCGGAGCAUCGUCUUCAAGAAGAACAACGUCUGGCAUAGGACGAGGAACAUCUGGAAGAGGCUCUCGAGGGCGUGGUUGAAGGUAGAGUCCGGUGACAUAUCACUGAGUGCCCGCAUCUUGACCCUGUAACAUUUGUCUCUCACAGGACAAAUGCAGCAAGCCCGAGCUUUUCUUUGAUAAGGUGAUUGAAUGCAUCCAUCCACCACUGGGCGGUCUUGUUCCAGCCCCCAACAAGCGGAAGCGUGUGUAUGGCAUGGUGAGGUUCAGACUAUGGCGACCGCCCACCGAUAUAUAAAAGUGUCCAGGAUUCUUGCAGCAGGUCCAGCUGAGCGAGCCAGACGGUUGGGAAUUCCUGGAAGCCCAUAUAUGCACCCACCUCAGACACAGUCAGGAACUACCGAGCCGGUGGUUGGCUACGAGUGAUCGUCCCGACUACGACAGAGCCAUUGUGUACCUUAAACAAGAGAUCCAAAACCGCCAACAAUUGAAUCGAAGGAGUUUGUGUUAAAGGUCAUGAGACUCUCUAGCGGCAGGCCAACUCAUCAGCCUGUUCCACAUACGCGUGUAAUACGCCUCGCCGUGUCUGGCAUAUCAUCUCGGAUCAAGGAUGGCCGGCACCAAGGUAUCCAACCUACCAAUACCAAACUCGACCUUUGUACAUACUCGAGUUAUUUUCAAGCAAAGUGCCACGUCUGCCUAGGAUCCGGCAUGACUACCAGCAAAUUCCUCACUAAUGUGGUCCAACAAGCAUGGGGUCUGCAAGUACCAACAAGGGCACAUGGCUUUGAUAGGCAAUGCAUGACAGCAGAGAACGAAAGGUGGUUUCUUGAUACUCGCGAGGUAGUAAUACUGGAACUACCUCCAGCGUCAAUAAGUUCGUAGCUAUCAUCGUGGACCACUAUCUAGACUAUUUUCGUCCUCAUGGUUUUGUCUCGCGGCAACCAAAUCAUCAAGUCAAUACAUAGUAACGCGAUGACAUUGUCAAAACGACAACAGUCACAAAUAAAAAAGCCACCAAUCCUGACAGA